AUGGCGAACGAUACGGAACUCACUGGAUCGUUCAUUUGGAGCAAAACACGGAAGAAUUUAUCAGAAUUUCUUAAAGAAUAUCAACUGCCUCAGAUUGUUCGAGUCGUGGAUGGCUUCUGCAGCAAGAACGAAGAAACAAGCAUAAGUAGCGAACAGAUACUGGCCUUCCACGAGAUAUAUUCAGUCCGAAAGCUACUUGGUACGGACAGUUCGGGCAAGCAAGUAAUCAUUCCAUUGACGUGUCCAACACAAGUCCUGGUCUGCCCGUCCAAAUGUAAGUACACGCCAUGUAAAGUCGAAGAUUUUAAGUCUAUCUUUCCUAAAGUACAAUACGUACGAGUGAAAAGCUGCGGGACUCAUUCAAGGAAUGCCAGUGACAUUUUACGACGCUCGCUCAAAGUUGGUGACAUACUACAAAUUCAAAAGAUUGACAAAAAAAAGAAAAGUGUCGUUUGUCAGAAUACUGAUACUAAAGGAGACGUCACUCUUUCCUACACAUCCCCGGCGAUUUUCACCCCAUUACUAGACAGCCGGAAAUACACACUGUCGGAAGUUGUGAUCAACUACGGCCUGCAUUCGAGGGUGUGCUUUGAAACAACCCGUUCGCAGGCUGAUCAAAACUCGGAUCAGUGGAGCAGCGCGUUAACAGGUCUCACUGAAGUGAUCUUUCAUAAAGUGCUAAAGGAGGUUAAAGUUAUCGCAACUAUCGUCGGAGGGGUGGGUGAAGUAAAGCAUUGUAUGGGUCUACCGACGGACCUACCCAUCCACUGCGCAGUCGCAGAACGUUUCACUAAAAAUGGCCAAAGUUAUAAAGAUGUUGUUCGUUCGCUACACGCAGGUUUCAACAGAAAGAACCUCUCAGAGAGAAUAAAUGUAUUCCAAGAUAUAAACGCUGUAAAGCUAUACGAUUUGUCCGAAAGUAUGGCGACCGUUCCACGACCACAACCCGAAACCUCACUGAGUCCAGUGCGAAAUAAUGCGCCGAGAAGUCCACCCCCAGUUUCUCCCAAACCCAAGAAAAGGAUCGCGUCUGGCGUGCCUGAGCACCUAAAAGAUACCAAGUAUGCAUUAGGUGAUCCUAAACAACCCACAGAAAGUGCUCCCGAAGAUAGUACGACCACAGUCGAGUUAUGCGACGAACUCUCACGAAGUCGUCUCGAAAACAGUACGACCACAGACAAGCUACAACUAUACGACGAACUAUCACGAAGUUGUCCUGAAAUCAGUACGACCACAGACAAGGUACAUGUAUACAAAAAACUUUCACGAAGUAGUAGUAGUCCCGAAAUCAGUACGACCACAGACAAGGUAAAUGUAUACGACAAACUUUCACGAAAUCCUCCCGAAGAUAGUGCGACUACAGCCGAAGAUGAUUAUGUUGAAAUGGGGAUAGUGGAAAAAAAUAUGUAUGAAAAUACUGAUUUGGAAAAGAAGAAAAAUACAGCGGAUAACCAGGACGAUUUUAAUAGCGCUCUGACAGAAUGUUCAAUAAACCAAGCGUCAUUCAAUCCACCUGAAAUUAAUUCAAGAUAUUCAAAUAUUUAUGAAGAAGUUAUACCACCAUGGAAUUCAAACUUCAAACAGGAAUUUGAGGAUCCUAAUUUAAUCCUAAACGAACAAUUAUCUAAAGUUCACAUUGGCUAUGUCAUCCCUAUGGUAUCACCAACUUCACAACCUCAGACCAAGGAAUUUGAAGCGCACAAACGAACCGAUGCAAAAAAUAAAUCUUCAGAUAGUUAUGAAAAUGUCGAGUGGGAAAUGGAUAAAUAUGUUUAUGAAGAUAUGGAUCCAAAAUUCGAAAGGGAUUCAGAUUCCAGGAAGCUUGAAAGAUCUGAGAAUUGUAAAUCGCACGAAGAUAUAAUUCCGCAAACGGCAUCAAAUGUGAAAUUUGAAAAAACAUCAGAAACGAAAUUUGAAACUCAGCCUUAUGCAGUUACUCAGGUAAGAUAAUUGUUAGAUCAACCUAGUACAUUCAACUAUUCCGUGGGUAUUCCGCUCACAAAAACAGAACGGUAGAUCAUGAUUUUUGGUAUGUGCAAUAUUUUGAUCGGUCUAGGAGGAAAUGUAGUAGUAUACCUUUGUAGUUCUCAUGGACUUAUUCCUAUUAUUUCGGUAUUCAUAUACGACUGUUUUUAUUUUACCUAAUAUCUCGCCUCGGACGGACGUAAUACAAGGCUGUGUCAUCCCUAUGAUAUCACCAAAUUUACAACCUCAGACCAAAUUUGAAGCACGCAAACGAACCUAUGCAAAAAAUAAAUCUUCAGAUAGUCAUGAAAAUGUCCAGUGCGAAAUAGAUAUGUUUAUGAAGAUAUGGAUUCAAAAUUCGAAUGGGAUUCAGAUUCCAGGAAGUUUGAAAGAUCUGAGUAUUGUAAAUCGCACGAAGAUAUAAUUCCGCAAAUUAUAUAAACAUGGCAUCAUCAUAAUUAUGUAAACAUGGCAUCUUCGAAAUAUUUUUUGCUGUAACUAAACAAACUACACCUUGUACUGCAUCUUUUAUAUGUUAUGUUUAUUUUUUGUUUGUUUUAGUUCCAACUAUGCCGUUCAACACUAAACCCCAUGUCCAAUCUCUUAAACCCCAUAUUCAAUCUCGUAAAUCCCAUAUUCAAUCUCGUAAAUCCCAUAUUCAAUCUCGUAAACCCCAUAUUCAAUCUCGUAAACCCCAUAUUCAAUUUCUUAAACUCCACUUUCAAUCUUUUAAUACCCAUAUCAAUCUCUGAAACCUCAUACUCAAUCUCGUAAAUCCCAUAUUCAAUCUCUUAAACCCCAUAUUCAAUCUCUUAAACUCCACUUUCAAUCUCUUAAUACUCAUAUUCACACCCUUAAACUCUACUUUCAAUCUCUUAAACCCCACAUUCAAGUUGAAGUUCAUAAACUUUCUUCUGUUUUUAUCAUGCAGUUUCAACAAAAUCGUGGAACGAAACUUCCCGAACCCAAGUAUAGACCUUCACGAGUGUUAACUGAGAAAUUCCAUCGUAUGCUUGUCGAUGAAAACCAAAAUCCGUUCACAGGAAUUUCAGAAAAUCCACAGGAUUUAUCGCUUUUGUCCGUAGAGGAUGUUGGCAAUGUUCUACGAUGCUUAAAUAUGCAGGAUUACGUUGAACUAUUCGCGAACGAGAUGAUAGAUGGUACCAUCCUUAAAGGUCUUGAUUUAGACAACUUUAAAGCCAUAAAUGUUAAUUUGUUUCAUGCGAAAAAGUUGUUAAAGUUUGUUGGUGUAUACGACAAACUUUCACAAAGUCCUCCCGAAGAUAGUGCGAACACAGUCGAAGAUGAUUAUGUUGAAAUGGGGAUAGUGGGAAAAAAUAUGUAUGAAAAUAUUGAUUUGGAAAAGAAGAAAAAUACAGCGGAUAACCAGGACGAUUUUAAUAGCGCUCUGACAGAAUGCUCAAUAAACCAAGCAUCAUUUAAUCCACCUGAAAUUAAUUCAAGAUAUUCAAAUAUUUAUGAAGAAGUUAUACCACCAUGGAAUUCAAACUUCAGACACGAAUUUGAGAAUCCUAAUUUAAUCCUAGACGAACAAUUAUCUAAAGUUCACAGUGGCUAUGUCAUCCCUAUGAUAUCACCAAAUUCACAACCUCAGACCAAGGAAUUUGAAGCGCACAAACGAACCGAUGCAAAAAAUAAAUCUUCAGAUAGUCAUGAAAAUGUCGAGUGGGAAAUGGAUAAAUAUGUUUAUGAAGAUAUGGAUCCAAAAUUCGAAUGGGAUUCAGAUUCCAGGAAGCUUGAAAGAUCUGAGAAUUGUAAAUCGCACGAAGAUAUAAUUCCGCAAACGGCAUCAAAUGUGAAAUUUGAAAAAACAUCAGAAACGAAAUUUGAAACUCAGCCUUAUGCAGUUACUCAGGUAAGAUAAUUGGUAGAUCAUGAUUUUUGACAUGUGCAAUAUUAUGGUCGGUCUAAGAGGAAAUGUAGUAGUAUACCUUUGUAGUUCUCAUGGACUUAUUCCUAUUAUUUCGGUAUUCAUAUAUGACUGUUUUUAUUUUACCUAAUAUCUCGCCUCGGACGGACGUAACACAAAGCUGUGUCAUCCCUAUGAUAUCGCCAAAUUUACAACCUCAGACCAAAUUUGAAGCACACAAACGAACCUAUGCAAAAAAUAAAUCUUCAGAUAGUCUGAAAAUGUCCAGUGCGAAAUAGAUAAGUAUGUUUAUGAAGAUAUGGAUUCAAAAUUCGAAUGGGAUUCAGAUUCCAGGAAGUUUAAAAGAUCUGAGUAUUGUAAAUCGCACGAAGAUAUAAUUCCGCAAAUUAUAUAAACAUGGCAUCAUCAUAGUUAUGUAAACAUGGCAUCGAAAUAUUUUUUGCUGUAAUUAAACAAACUACACCUUGUACUGCGUCUUUUAUAUGUUAUGUUUAAUAUUUUUUGUUUGUAUUAGUUCCAACUAUGCCGUUCAACACUAAACCCCAUAUCCAAUCUCUUCAACCCCAUAUUCAAUCUCUUAAACCCCAUAUUCAAUCUCUUAAACCCCAUAUUCAAUUUCGUAAACCCCAUAUUCAAUCUCGUAAACCCAUAUUCAAUCUCUUAAACCCCAUAUUCAAUCUCUUAAACCCCAUAUUCAACCUCGUAAAUCCCAUAUUCAAUCUCUUAAACCCCAUACUCAAUCUCGUAAACCCAUAUUCAAUCUCUUGACACCCAUAUUCAAUCUCUUGACACCCAUAUUCAAUCUCUUAAACCCCAUAUUCAAUCUCUUAAACCCCAUAUUCAAUCUCUUAACACCCAUAUUCAAUCUCUUAACACCCAUAUUCAAUCUCGUAAACCCCACAUUCAAUCUCUUAAACCUCAUAUUCAAUCUCUUAAACCCCAUAUUCAAUCUCUUAAUACCCAUAUUCAUUCCCUUAAACUCUACUUUCAAUCUCUUAAACCCCACAUUCAAGUUGAAGUUCAUAAACUUUCUUCGUUUUAUCAGUUUCCACAAAAUCGUGGAACGAAACUUCCCGAACCCAAGAAUAAACCUUCACGAGUGUUAACUGAGAAAUUCCAUCAUACGCUUGUUGAUGAAAACCAAAAUCCGUGUACAGGAAUUUCAGAAAAUCCACAGGAUUUAUCGCUUUUGUCCGUAGAGGAUGUUGGCAAUGUUCUACGAUGCUUAAAUAUGCAGGAUUACGUUGAACUAUUCGCGAACGAGAUGAUAGAUGGUACGAUCCUUAAAGGUCUUGAUUUAGACAACUUUAAAGCUAUAAAUGUUAAUUUGUUUCAUGCGAAAAAGUUGUUAAAGUUUAUUGGUGUAUACGACAAACUUUCACAAAGUCCUCCCGAAGAUAGUGCGACCACAGCCGAAGAUGAUUAUGUUGAAAUGGGGAUAGUGGAAAAAAACAUGCAUGAAAAUACUGAUUUGGAAAAGAACAAAAAUACAGCGGAUAACCAGGACGAUUUUAAUAGCGCUCUGAAAGAGUGUUCAAUAAACCAAUCAUCAUUUAAUCCACCUGAAAUUAAUUCAAGAUAUUCAAAUAUUUAUGAAGAAGUUAUACCAUCAUGGAUUAAUUCAAACUUCAAGCAGGAAUUUGCGGAUCCUAAUUUAAUCCUAAACGAACAAGUAUGUGGCCAUGUAAUCCCUAUGAUAUCACCAAAUUUACAACCUCAGAUCAAGAAAUUCGAAGCGCACAAACGAACCGAUGCAAAAAAUAAAUCUUCAGAUAGUUAUGAAAAUGUCGAGUGGGAAAUGGAUAAAUAUGUUUAUGAAGAUAUGGAUCCAAAAUUCGAAUGGGAUUCAGAUUCAAGGAAGUUUGAAAGAUCUGAGAAUUGUAAAUCGCACGAAGAUACAAUUCCGCAAACGGCAUCAAAUGUGAAAUUUGAAAAAACAUCAGAAACGAAAUUUGAAACUCAGCCUUAUGCAGUUACUCAGGUAAGAUAUAAUUUGUUAGAUCAACCUAGUACAUUCAAUGUAUGUUUGGCCGUGUGUACUCCGCUCACAAAAAGAGUACGGUAUAAAUCAUGAUUUUUGGUAUGUGUAAUAUUUGGGUCGGUCUAAGAGGAAAUGUAGUAGUAUACCUUUGUAGUUGUCAUGGUUGUCAUAUGAAAUGAGCAAUUCAAUCAUUAGUGGUAAUAUUGUGUCUGACUUAAGUGACUACUUUUCCCAAUUUUGUACAGUAACUUCCGUUUGUCAAGAGUUUAAAAAACUAAAACAAAACACGAGAUUUUUCUCAAUAUUCACAAACUGCAUUCAUCAACGACUUGUUACUCACUCUCCGUAACUAUUCAUAUACAAAUGAAGCUAAUAAUGUAAACAAACAUUUCUCUACAAUUUACAAUAAAAUUAACAAACUUAUCAAGAAGUAUGCGCCGCUCAAAAAGUUAUCAAAUCGUAAACUAAAAUUAUUAUCAAAACCAUGGAUAACUAAGGGCAUUCGUAUAUCUAUAAAAAUAAAAGCCCCCUCUAUUUUUCCAGUGAUACACAGAGUAUUGCAGAAACAAAAUUUCGAAAUUGACACGUAUAAGUAAAAAGCUUCAUUAUCAUGAAUACUUUACUGCUAAUUCAAAUGAUAUAAAGAAAACAUGGGAAGGAAUAAAUAAUUUAAUUAACAAUAAACGUAAGGGUAAAUGCACAAUCAAAUCAAUUAAAAGACUGAAUAAUGGUAUAUAUCAAGUAAUCCAAUAGAGCAUACUUAAUAAACAUUUUGCUUCAAUUGGGAAAAAAUUGAGCUCAACACUUCCUCAAUCUUGUAAAGAUUUUCGAGACUACUUAUCUGCGUCUAAACACUUCAACUCGUUUUAUUUCAACCCUAUCGCCCGUAUUCUAAAAGCUCACUCACUCUCUGCACACUCAAUGAGUGGAGGUUCAAUUUGAGCUUCUCUUAGGUGCCAGUGCUGUUUUAGAAUAGCUGGAGGGUGAGUAGUCACAUAUUAAGGUACGAUACUAGCCCUCCAGCUAUUCAAAAACUGCACUGGCACCUAAGAAAAGCUCAGAUUGAACAUCCACUCAUUGAGUGUGAGUGAGCUUUUAGAAUACGGGCGUAUCUCUCCCUCUCAAGUAAGAGUGCCAAAUCGAUUUAAUCCCUUGCAAGAAAGCAAGGUCCAUAUAUUCAUUCCCUCAGAGAAUACUAAAGAUGCCAAACAUAUUCUCUCAGAACCAUUAGCAAAACGCAUGAAUCAGUUAUCUAUAGAAACUGGGAUAUUUCCCACUAGAUUAAAAUAUGCAAAAAAUUAUUCCAAUCUUCAAACUAGGAAAUAAGGACGACCCGACUAAUGAUAGGCCUAUAUCUUUGCUUUCCAAUAUUAGUAAAAUUUUUGAACGUUUAAUGUACAACAGGUUAAUAACAUUUAUUGAGAGGAAUAAUGUAAAAGUUAUUUAUUCCUCUCAAUAUGUUUUCGUAAGAAUCACUCCGCUGAGCAUGCAUUGCUAGACAUUGUCAACACAAUUCAAUCAAAUACUGAUGGAUCGAGGCUUAUACUCGUGUGGAAUAUUUAUAGACUUACAAAAAGAUUUUGACACUGUGAAUCACGAAGUCUUAGAGGUAUUAUUAACAAAUAGCUUUCUUCAUACCUAAUAGGUAGAUCUCAGACUACACAAAUUGAAUCAAAUAUAUCACACAAAGAACAGACUUUAUGUGGUGUACCUCAGGGCUCUAUAUUAUUCCCACUAUUAUUCUUAUUAUAUAUCAACGAUAUAGCAUAUUCUUAAACAAAUUUAAAGUUUUUUCUUUUUGCAGACGACACAAAUCUUUUAUAACCUACGCUAACAAAAAUCUAAAAUCCCUUGAAACCAUAGUUAAUGAGGAAUUAAUAAAAGUAAAUGACUGGCUAAUUUCAAAUAAACUAAGCCUUAUUUUUUCAUACUUAUCAGAAAACGUUUAACUUUAUACCUAUAACUUUAAAAUCUUUGAUCACAACUCACAGUAGUUUGUAUCUCUCGAACAUAAAAAAUAUGUUAAAUAUUUAGGAAUAUUGAUAGACAGUCAUUUGAUAUGGAGCAACCAUGUUGACUACAUUACUUUGAAAAUAAGUAAAACCGUCGGAAUCAUCUCAAGACUCAAACAUUUGUUCCAUAUCAGACUUUGCUCAACAUUUAUCGUUCUUUAGUUCAACCUUUUAUUACUUAGGGUCUUGCUGUGUGGGGUCAAACGUCGAAAACAAACCUAAAUAAAAUCCUUUUAUUACAAAGCGUGUUAUUAGGCCAAUCCAUUUUGCAUAUAUUAUAGACAACAUGCAAUACCACUUUUCAUUGCUUUAAAAAUAUUACCAGUCAAUAUUCUUUACUACGAUGCAUUAUUAUCACUAAUGUAUGACAUCACAAAUCAAACGGCACCACCUAUUAAUAUCUCUGAGUAUUUUACUCAUAGAUAUCUUAUAUACACUAGAUAGCGCAUCUCUUUUAGUAAAAUUGAAGCCAAGAAUAUUCCAGCGGUUACCCCCAUUUGAAUAGAUGGCGGCCAUGUUGGAGUUUCCCACUCGCUAACUAAACGCUUAAAAAACAAUAAUAACUUUCAUCAUUUGAAUAGUUUGAAAAUGUAUUUGGAAUAGGUUUAACUUAAUGUUUAAGUUCCCUGUUUAAGAAAUAGAAAACAUACGAGUCUUCUCAUUUCAUGGGAAUAUCCUGAGCCUGCAAUCACGGCUUCAAUUUUUGAAUUGUAGAAAAAUUAGAUGCACUAUCUAGUGUAUAUAAGAUAUCUAUGAUUUUACUCUGGUAAAUACAAUUCAUUCACACAAUACAAUACAAUACAAGAUCCUUAGCCUCUGGCAAAUUUUAUCAUAAAUAUGCAAGGCUUAAGUAAAAAAAUGAAUCUUUUAGUAUCAUCGGAUCAAAACUUUGCGAUGGAAUUCCUGAAAUCUUAAAAAAAAUCUGAACAAAAAGAUCUAAAUUGAAAGUCCAGCUUUUCCAUGUUCUAGAAAAUGCGGACGUCUACAUUGAUUUCCAAACACUGAUAAAGAAAAUGUCGAAUAUUACUUCAAAAACCCAAAUAAGUAACACUUGAAUAUUUCACUCUCUGAGUUAGAUAUAGCAAUUACAUUAUUUGAAGUUCAUAAACUAUUUUCUGUUUUUUUAUCAGUUUCAACAAAAUCGUGGAACGAAACUUCCCGAACCCAAGAAUAAACACGAGUGUUAA
Paramuricea clavata is the source of this 9036-nucleotide messenger RNA. The record is from the annotation of a GenBank genome assembly. Lineage: Eukaryota; Metazoa; Cnidaria; Anthozoa; Malacalcyonacea; Plexauridae.